Molecule: messenger RNA, 914 nt
Organism: Malus domestica (apple)
Lineage: Eukaryota; Viridiplantae; Streptophyta; Magnoliopsida; Rosales; Rosaceae
Product: photosynthetic NDH subunit of lumenal location 3, chloroplastic-like
Biological process (GO): photosynthesis; photosynthetic electron transport chain
Cellular component (GO): photosystem II oxygen evolving complex; photosystem II; extrinsic component of membrane
Molecular function (GO): calcium ion binding
Source: RefSeq, a predicted model, not a curated record
AUCCUUCUGGUGGUCAGUAGUAAACCCGCAAUUUGGAAAAGGAUAUAGCUCAAAUUCUUGCCAAUCCACUCUCUCUGUUUGCUCAAGACGGCCAAUUUCCCAGCCAAUUCUUCUGCAAUGGCUCGCUUGGCAAACUUAAAUGGAGUCUCCGAAACGCUGCCGGUCCUUCCAAGGUUUCCGAGCGUACAAACAACCCGAAAGAAAGCGAGCUUUAUUUGCUUUACGGGCAAGAAAAGCAAUGAUUUUCAGGAACAGCCACUACAAACUACAAGAAGAAUUGCAUUGGGCCUGGCCUCUGUUGCACUUGUUGGCAACCCCUGCAAUGGUGUCUCUCUUGCUGAGGGCAAUGGGUUCUGGCUCGACGGCCCUCUGCCCGUGCCUUCGGCUCAAAACAAAAUUGCAAAUGAGAAGACGGGAACGCGGUCUUUUCUGAAGAGGGGACUCUACAUGGCAAAUAUCGGAACCAAAGGGAGGAAGUUCAGGCUUAAGAAGUACGCAAAUGAUCUCCUGGCAAUGGCGGAUUUGAUUACGAAAGAUACACUAAACUAUGUCCGAAGGUAUCUGCGGCUGAAAUCCACAUUCAUGUACUUUGAUUUCGACCAAGUUAUCUCUGCAGCACCGGUCGACGAGAAACAACCACUCACAAAUCUUGCUAACAGAUUGUUUGACACCGUCGAAAAGCUUGAUGGCGCCGUGAAGCAACGCGACCUCCCUCAGACAGAAACAUACUACAAAGACACAACAGUUGUUCUCCAAGAGGUCAUGGAUCGAAUGGCGUGAAUUCUUAAAACCUGUUCAUCUGAUAGAGAAAAAUUAGUCUUUCCUACCGAUGUGUAAGUCUCCUUCAAAGCAUAUAACUUGUACACGACAAAUGAGUUAAGAUUUUCCGAGAUUAUGACUAUGAGCGCGGACUA